Molecule: messenger RNA, 3952 nt
Organism: Exophiala viscosa
Lineage: Eukaryota; Fungi; Ascomycota; Eurotiomycetes; Chaetothyriales; Herpotrichiellaceae
Exons: 1
Coding region: 218-3724 (1168 amino acids)
Source: RefSeq, a predicted model, not a curated record
AGCUCACCGACUCAAUUUCCUUCUUGGCUCCCCUGUUUUGUCUUGCGUUCAGUGCAUUUUGUCGCCAUCUUCUGUCCUGCGUAUCGUUUUGCAGCAUUGAAACGGAUUGCCAGUCAUCCUCAAUAUAAAUCUACGUGUUGUUUACCGUGUUGCGAACGCUCAAUUGCCUUUCGCGUUUUCUGCAUUCUUCAUGGCAACUCAUUCUGCCUGUUGAAACAUGCUUACCUCAGUCCUGGGUCCUGCCCGGACUCGACGGCCACGCGACCGUUCGCCAUUCUCGUCUUCCUACGCUCCAACAACGAGAUCGCCUGAAGUUUCACGUACCAGAAUGCAUCCUCAACAACAAGAAUCCUCCGAGUUCGAACAAGAUGGCAUGUUCCUAGAAGAGGAGGAGGAAGGCUCAGAGAAUGAAGAGGAGGAAGGUGGAGGCCAAGAGGCUUUUGAAGGGGACGAUGACAACCUGGAUGAAGAUGGGCCUGAUGACACCACCCCACUUCUUCCCAUCUUCUCAGCUACUCAUCUUGAUGCCAUACCUGUAUUUGCGCUCACUCACGCUGUCCGAACACUUGUCACUUCUCGCUGUGACACCGUCCUCUCCUGGGAACAGCUCCGAUCGCCACAGGUCACACAAUUCCUGCUAAAGCCCGUCGAGCAAGAGAUUCGCAACGACCAUUUGAAUGCGGCUACACAAUAUGCGCUUAUGGCCAAUUGUCUUCAAUACGGCAAGGAGGCUGCAAUCUAUUCAGGGAACAGCGGGACUAACAAGACUCGCGGAAUGGUCUGCGAAUUACUUGCCAUCAGGUUACUCAAGGACUAUUCAACCAGGGGAUUGAUCGAUGCUUUAUCGUAUGACUUUGACCCUCUCCAAGGCCACCUCGACAGCCUGCCAGUGGACAAUGAAGGACGGCGUGGUACGAUUGCGUCAAGAAAACAAAUACAGCGACCAGCGAGGAUAUCGUGUUUCGAGAUUGCAAUUCGUGCACAGGCUAAACAGUUUCUCUCACAUCCUACGGUCGUCCAGCAACUGGAAUCCAUCUGGGCCGGCACUAUCGUCUUUCACUCUGCAGCCGACAAUUUGCACCGAAAAUUGGCUGUUCCAAAAGAGAUCAAAAGCUACGGUACAAACGAUAUGGGACCGCCUACCAAAGCUGCAACUACUCCAAGCCAUGCCUUGGCGGCUCCGCGUCGCGCUGUGACGCUGUACAACCCUCGCGAUGCUUCCCUCUUCAAAUUGUCCCGCCUGAGAGUGCCUCGAUACAGAAACAUUCUCUCUACAAUGUCCUUUGCCGUACUCCUGGGUCUCUUUGUUGCGGUUCUGGUAGAGCGCUCAUUGGAGAUCACGCCGCUCGAGGUCUUUUUCUGGUUCUGGACAGCCGGGUAUAUGCUGGAUGAGAUUGUGGGAUUCAACGAGCAAGGAUUCAGUCUAUAUCUGGCCAGUUUCUGGAACAUUUUCGAUCUUGGCAUUCUGCUCAUCUUGUUCAUCCACUUGGCUCUGAGGAUAUAUGGGAUCGUCAUGCCUGAUGUCAAGAAGCACACAGUGGCCAACAUGGCUUACGAUGUUCUCGCAGCGGAUGCCGUUCUACUGUUCCCUCGCCUAUUCUCAGUUCUGGACCACUAUCGCUAUUUCUCGCCCCUGCUUAUUGGAUUUCGUUACAUGGCCACCGAUCUUGUUGCAGUGUCGCUGCUCAUCGUCAUCAGCUGCAGUGGCUUCUUUGUUGCCCUUACACUGUCUUUCGGUAACGAAGGAAUCGACACCCCCAGCUCGGUGGCCUACGCGCUUCUGCAGAUGGUCAUGGGGUUUACUCCGGCAGCUUGGGAUAGGUGGCCUGGUUACAACAUCCUUGGAAAGACUAUUUUGACGUUGUUCUUGUUCAUCUGUCAUUUCCUAGUUGUGACAAUCUUGGUCACUGUACUGACAAACUCUUUCACCGCCAUCGUCCGAAAUGCCAAUGAGGAGCAUCAAUUCCUCUUUGCCGUCAACACGAUAUCUCACGUCAAGUCUGACGCAUUAUUCUCAUACGUGGCUCCAACGAAUAUUCUUCAAUGGGUUCUGGUGCCGCUGAGAUACUGUCUACCAUUCCGCCAGUACGUGAAAAUCAACCGGACAAUGAUCAAAAUAACCCAUUUCCCAUUGCUUUUCUCGAUAUUUGUCUACGAGAAGUCCGUACUGCAGUCGGCCGCGUACGACAGUAUUGAUCUCGUGGAACAUCGGGCCCCGAGGAGAGCAAUAAGCACAAAGUUUAGUCGACUCAACAGAGCACCCUCGAUCGCCACUUUCCGGCAAGAUAGAGCAUUGGAAGAAGUUUUUAGACGCCCUUUCGACAGCACAAUUCGCGGUGCCAGACAGGGGCGAGACUAUCGUCACAAGACGAGCAAUGUCGUCAAGACUUGGAUGAAGGAGAUUGGCGACGAUAUUGGAAAUCCACCGCAGGAGCAAGACAGAGUGGUCGUGGACUCAUUGGAGGCCCGAGCCACCAGCCACAGAUUACUUCCCCCUUCUCGUCGCGUCCGAACAUUUUCUCGACGCACCAUGUCGGCGCUAUCCGACCCUGAAGAGUUCACAAUCAACGCAGAGCUCAACUCGGCCAAGGAUGCAAACGUUGGUCACGAUAAUACAACGCCCUCCGCAGUCGAGCAACCUUCUCAGACUACCGAUGCGGAAGCAGAUGGAGAUGAUGAGUUGCAUACCAACGACGAAGAGGACGAGGAGGAAACAACCACGUUUGAUCAUCGUUCUCCUGAGUCAGAGCAAGCUCCUGCUGGUGACUUAAUGUCUCAGGAAUAUUUCCUCAAUAGGCCUUUGGCUGGCACCUCCACACCAAGAUCAGCAGGAGCCCCAGGAUCGCUGCUGCGGACCAAGCGCGAUGAACUCGCGUCUGGAAGGAAUACGCCUUCGGUUGGAUCUCCGAAGCAUCGACCUCGACAGCAUUCUCGAAACGUUUCAUCAGCGACCAUGAUUUUCAAGCCGAUGAUGGAUGCUAGCACGGACCAGUCAUCCUCGGCGGCGGAAACGACAGGUGCACUGGAACAGCAUCAUGUUUCCAGGCCAGGCUCGGGAGCUCGGACGCCCAACUCAAAGCCUGUCUCCAAUGCUGCUGGUCAUCGAACUUCGAAACGUGCAACACCGGGGCCUGCGCGUAUGCGGCCUGUUCUACCCGGCAAAGACGACCCAGCGUUCCGUUCUGCGCCCAACUUGGCCGGCCUACUCGCAGUCGAAAGCCGGUCGGGCCAUCCUCGACGGAGGCCAUCGCUCGAGAUGGACUUGAUGUCAGACAUCGGCGACAAUCGCGCGCUAGGUGGUGGAUAUGUUGGUGCUCUUCCGGCGUCCUUUGCUGCUCAAAUGCAGAGAGGCUUGAAUGAAUCUCGGCAUUCGAGAGCUCAGAACGAGGAGCAGGAGAGGUUUGCUAAGAUCAUGAUGGCGCGGAUGAACAGUCUCGAGGAGGGCUUCCGAGACGUAAUCCACGAAAUGCGAGAUCACAUGCGACACGAAGACGCCAGAAGUAGGAGCCCCGAAAAGGCGUCCAGACCAAUAAACAGGCAAAGAAGAACCAAGGAGAACGAGACACCUGCACCUUCUCCCUUGCGGCCAGGCAGGGAUAAAGAGAAUGUCGACCCUGAAGGAGCGAAAGGUUCAGGCGAAGAAGAUGUUCAAGGAAAAUCCCAUGGACAAGGUGCCGGAGUAGAAGAGUCCUCAGAACCGGCUGGAAGAUCGUCUUCGCGUUGAAAGGUGUAUUGACCCUUCAGCAUGCGUGUUUCAGCAGCAUUGUACAAUAGUAUUUUACAGGAAGAUUACUGUGGUUUGGUGGAGCGUUAGCAUUGGGCAGCACAGCAGGUUGGAUGCUUGAUAGCGUUGAUGUUUUUUCGGCAUUCUGGAGUUCUGUAUCACCAUUGACGGCGUUCUUUACCACAGUCCUGUUGAAGACACUAGUUCAUGAAGAGUAUGUAUUUCGCA